GAGAUUAACUGCAUUUAAGCAAUAUUCUCUGCUGAGAAAAACGACGUGAGGGCUCUCCGAGUUUCACUUCUGCCGCUUCCCGCACGCGGCCCCCUGCGAAGGAGAGACAGUCCAAAGUUUGCGCCCCCCCCGGUGGGCGGGGCUCCAGGGCGGCGGGGACUGCCAUUGGUGGCUUUGAAGGCGCAGCGGGCGGGAACAGCUGUAAGAAGUGAGGCGGCUUGCGAUGUGAACGUGCCAAAGAAAUGGAUGAAAUUGUUGCCGAGUUUAUCAAGAGGACCAUCUUGAAAAUCCCAAUGGCUGAAAUGAUGACAAUCCUGAAAGCCUGGGAUUUUUUGUCUGAAAGUCAACUGCAGACCAUAAACUUCCGGAAGAGAAAGGAAUCUCUUGUGCAUGACUUGGUUAUGCUUUGUGAGGAGAAGCAUGCGAAUGUCAAUGAUGCUGCCCUUUUAGACAUUAUUUAUACUCAAUUUCAUCGGCACCAGAAAGUUUGGGAUGUUUUUCAGAUGACUAAAGAACCAGGUGAAGAUAUUGACCUUUUUGAUAUGAAACAAUUCAAAAGUUCAUUUAAGAGAAUUCUUCAGAGAGCGUUAAAAAAUGUAUCAGUCACCUUCAGGGACGCUGAAGAGAAUGCAGUAUGGAUUCGAAUUGCCUGGGGAACACAGUGUAAAAAGCCAAACCAGUACAAACCUACUUACGUGGUGUACUAUUCCCAGACUCCGUAUGCCUUCAUUUCUUCUUCCAGGCUGAGGAGCAGCAUUCCCCUUCUGGGUCAGGCACUGACAGUUGCUAGCAAACACCAUCGGAUUGUGAAAAUGGACUUCAGAAGCCGAUAUCUGGACUCUCUUAAGGCUAUUGUUUUUAAACAGUAUAAUCAGACUUUUGAAACUCACAACGCCACUACACCUCUACAAGAAAGAAACCUUGGGCUAGAUAUAAACAUGGAUUCAAGGAUCAUUCAUGAAAACAUAAUAGAAAAAGACAGAGUACAAAGAGUGACUCAAGAAAUUUUCGGAGACUAUCCUCAACCAAGACUAGAAUUUGCACAGUAUAAGCUUGAAACAAAAUUCAAAAGUGACUUAAAUAGGGGCAUCUUGGCUGAAAGAAAAGAACCUCUCCGAUGCCUAGUAAAGUUCUCUAGCCCGAAUCUUCUGGAAGCAUUGAAAUCCUUAGCACCAGCAGGUAUUGCAGAUGCACCACUUUCUCCAUUGCUCACUUGCAUACCCCAAAAAAGAAUGAAUUAUUUUAAAAUUAAAGAUAAAUAAGACAUA
Molecule: messenger RNA, 1268 nt
Organism: Myotis lucifugus (little brown bat)
Lineage: Eukaryota; Metazoa; Chordata; Mammalia; Chiroptera; Vespertilionidae
Gene: CENPN
Product: centromere protein N
Exons: 11
Coding region: 243-1262 (339 amino acids)
Biological process (GO): CENP-A containing chromatin assembly; chromosome segregation
Source: RefSeq, a predicted model, not a curated record